Messenger RNA from Otolemur garnettii (small-eared galago), 2426 nucleotides. RefSeq names its product leucine rich repeat LGI family member 3 (gene LGI3). Gene Ontology annotation, biological process: regulation of exocytosis. The transcript is spliced from 8 exons. Gene Ontology annotation, molecular function: protein binding. Gene Ontology annotation, cellular component: synaptic vesicle. The record is from RefSeq and is a predicted model, not a curated record. Bases 225 to 1865 code for a protein of 546 amino acids. Lineage: Eukaryota; Metazoa; Chordata; Mammalia; Primates; Galagidae.
CGCGCCUCUCCCAAGCUGGCUCGCGGGAGCGAGCAAGGGAGGGACCGCAGCGGGCGCCCGAGGGCAGGAGGAGUCUAGCUCUGCGCGGCUGGCAGGCGGGCCCCUGGCUGCCGCAGCAGCUGCCGGUGGCCCGAAGGUGCCAGCCCGCGUGCGCGGGGUGGCUUAGCCACAGGGGCGGUGGGGCCCGGGCCGCGGCAGCCAGCGAGGGAGAGCUUGCAGGCGGCAUGGCGAGGCUGCCGGCCAGGCGGGGCCCCUGGCUGCUGGCGCUAUCUGCGCUCUGCUUCUGCCUAAUGCUGCAAAUCAGCGCCAAGAGGCCCCCCAAGACGCCCCCCUGCCCGCCCAGCUGCUCCUGCACCAGGGACACCGCCUUCUGCGUGGACUCUAAGGCAGUGCCCAGGAGCCUACCCUCGGAGGUCAUCUCCCUGACGCUGGUGAAUGCUGCCUUCUCAGAGAUCCAGGAUGGAGCAUUUUCCCACUUGCCAUUGCUACAGUUCCUGUUACUCAACUCCAACAAGUUCACGCUGAUUGGAGACAACGCCUUCACAGGACUGUCACACCUGCAGUACCUCUUCAUUGAGAACAAUGACAUCUGGGCACUAUCCAAGUACACUUUCCGAGGCCUCAAGUCCCUGACACACCUUUCGCUGGCCAAUAAUAACCUCCAGACACUGCCCAGAGACAUCUUUCGGCCCCUGGACAUCCUGAAUGACUUGGAUCUGCGGGGCAACUCCCUCAACUGCGACUGCAAGGUGAAGUGGCUGGUGGAGUGGCUGGCACACACCAACACCACAGUGGCGCCCAUCUACUGCGCCAGCCCACCCCGCUUCCAGGAACACAAGGUGCAGGACCUGCCACUGAGGGAGUUUGACUGCAUUACCACGGAUUUUGUGCUGUACCAGACCCUGCCCUUCCCAGCAGUGUCAGCUGAGCCCUUCCUUUACUCCAGUGACCUCUACCUGGCUCUGGCCCAGCCAGGUGUCAGUGCCUGCACUGUCCUCAAGUGGGACUAUGUUGAACGGCAGCUCCGAGACUAUGAUAGAAUCCCAGCCCCCUCAGCAGUGCACUGCAAGCCAAUGGUGGUGGACAGUCAGCUGUAUGUGGUGGUGGCUCAGCUGUUUGGUGGCUCUUACAUUUACCACUGGGACCCCAACACCACACACUUCACCAAGCUGCAGGACAUCGACCCGCAGCGUGUGCGCAAGCCCAAUGACCUAGAGGCCUUCCGCAUUGACGGCGACUGGUACUUCGCCGUGGCUGACAGCUCCAAGGCAGGUGCCACCAGCCUCUACCGCUGGCACCAGAAUGGCUUCUACUCCCACCAGGCCCUGCACGCCUGGCACCGCGACACCGACCUCGAGUUUGUGGACGGCGAGGGCAAACCACGCUUGAUUGUGUCCAGCAGCUCCCAAGCACCCGUCAUCUAUCAGUGGAGUCGCACCCAGAAGCAGUUUGUGGCCCAGGGUGAGGUGACCCAGGUGCCUGAUGCCCAGGCUGUGAAACACUUCCGUGCUGGUCGUGACAGCUACCUGUGCCUCAGCCGUUACAUCGGUGACUCCAAGAUCCUGCGCUGGGAGGGCACCCGCUUCUCCGAGGUGCAGGCCCUGCCCUCCCGGGGCUCUCUGGCCCUGCAACCCUUCCUCGUGGGCGGCCGCCGCUACCUGGCCCUGGGCAGCGACUUCUCCUUCACCCAGAUCUACCAGUGGGAUGAGGGGCGACAGAAGUUUGUACGGUUCCAGGAGCUGGCUGUGCAGGCCCCACGGGCCUUCUGCUAUGUGCCUGCUGGGGACGCCCAGCUGCUCUUGGCCCCCAGCUUCAAGGGACAGACUCUGGUAUACCGACACGUGGUGGUGGAUCUCAGUGCCUAGGGGCAUGCAAAAGCCUUUGGGCUCCUCAGGGUGGCUUCUGGGGGCUGGCUAGGAGCCUUCAUGAACAGCAGAUGUGCCCGUGUGAAGACACAUGUGGCCAACCUGCACCUGUGCCCUUGAGUACACACACACCCCCGGUGGGCACAGCAUACCCCAUGUGCUGGCCCAGGGGAGGCACUUACUGUCUCUAUAGUCAGCAUGAGCUCCUGUAAACACGCAAGGCACACCCAGAACCCUCAGCACCUGUGUCCUCCAUCCUGCCUGCAGGCUCCCUCGCUCUGCUGCCUUCCCUACACUCUGCCUCCCUGCCUCAUGCAUAUCAUGGUGCCAGUGGGCUACUGGAAAGAGGAGGGACUGGACCCUCCUGUUGUUGAGUGUCUCCUUCUGACCCUCCGGGCUCUCUUGUCGGUGCUCCGGGCAUUUGUUUACCUGCUCAUGUUUCCCACUGCAGCCCAUGGCUGUUCUGGGUGCACUCACGCCUGCCUGCCCCUGCUGCACACACUCGUGGACUCUGACGGGUACACUCAGUUCCAUAUCUGUCUAUACUCCCUUGCUGUACAC